Molecule: messenger RNA, 1698 nt
Organism: Penicillium cinerascens
Lineage: Eukaryota; Fungi; Ascomycota; Eurotiomycetes; Eurotiales; Aspergillaceae
Exons: 7
Coding region: 1-1698 (565 amino acids)
Source: RefSeq, a predicted model, not a curated record
AUGCCGACAACUUCUGAGAUCUUCACGAAUCGGGCGGAUUACAUGACUCCGCCGUCGGCCCAGGCGGGAUGGGACGAUGAUCCUUCAGUAAACACUGGGGCCGGAGUAGGCCUAUUGAGCCCUUUCGGGCCAGUAAUGGCAGGAGGGGAAGCCAACUUACCCGACGAAGUGACAAGGACAGUUGAAUCUCCCAAAGAUUUGUUUCGCUUGGAUGAAACGGAUCUGGACGACAUAUCUUGGUUCGCGACCCCUAUGGACAACGCCUUUUGGCUGGGCUCUUCCUACGAAGGGUUUAGCAGCACAUUUGGCAUGCCUCCAGUGUCCAAUGGGGGCUCCAGCCGUACUCUUGGGACGCCAGCUGCAAUGCCCCAAGUGACCUCAGCAUCGAGCGGCUGUUCUGGUCAAGUGCAUGGUCCGAUACUACAGCUCCAAAAUCACCAACCCCCGAAACCGCUGGACCUAGAAGUCUAUGAUCGAGAGGUAGUUAAUGUCUUCCUGAACAUUUUCUACGACCACGUUCCCGCUUCUUUCCCCGUCUUCAGAAGCUAUCAGAUUGCGAAAGCGAUGUAUAAUGACGCCCGAAGAACGAUCCUUGGGACAACCAGUUCCCUUUUUCGAGAUGCUGGGACAUUGGCGAACUUAGAUGAUGCCCUGAUUGAUAUUAAAACUCUCCUUCUACUCGAGAUAUAUGGUCUCUGUAGCGGUGACAGACGAAGCUACGAAUUGACAGAGGCCCAUCAUCUGGACUUGCAGCUACAGGCUCACUCCGCGCGAAUUGGCGCCCCUGAAGAAGAGGUCAACCUACUGGAGUCCUUGUACGCGCUCGACUUGUACCGGGUGGUCAUCGUGCAACGUCCUCCAAUGAAUCAAAGCUACCGGACGGACAACUGGAAUUCUAGUAUAAAGAGCUCCGAAAUGGCGGGUUUUCUUGAUCUUGCGGACGCCCUCUCUACUCCUGGGGCCGCCAUAGAGAAUCCAAUUAUGAGAAAGCAUCAUUUUGGAGCUCUCGCAUCGCUCAGCGCUUUUGUCUGGCCUGCCCUCAGGACGAGGUCAGAGCUGGGCCACCCAGAAAACCCACUAUGGAAUGUGGAUUUUGCAGUGGCAUGUUGCGACAAAUGGCUUCGCGGUCAGGGCUCCAAUAAUGGCUCGUCAUCUUUGGUCAUGUAUCAUACUACUUCUCUCAUGCUUCAUGUUGAUAUAUUGCUAUUACAGAGAUUCGCUACCCGACAUUCGGACAUCGAAUCUCAGGGGCAGGAUUUGAGUGGCCCGUUCAAGGCGCUGCGGACCUGGGCUCACAGCGAAGCCCACCAAGCUGCCCUGUGGCAUGCGCGGUCCAUUUUCCACUAUAUUGAGACCAUAUAUGACCGCACUCUCCACAGAAACAGCCAGGCCCUCCCGGUUGACUCAUCCACUGCUCGAAUUGUCGGGAUCGAGGGGUCCUCGGUGUCUCGACGUCUAACCAUCGCCGAAGCUCCCCAUGUACCAUAUGCAACGUAUUUUGCUACGAUUGUCUUGUGCACCAGCGCUGCCUUGAUGCAAGGCCCGGACCCUGAGUUCACGGCAUACCUAACCAAGGGAAAGCAUUUUCUAUCACAGAGUCGACUGUGCAUUGCAAAGCUACUGAGCCGAGUGCUAGACGGGGCUCGAUGGCCCUCUGCCUUCACUGAAGCUCGAUCAGAAACGGCGAUGCAAUCAUAG